Messenger RNA from Jatropha curcas, 1878 nucleotides. Its product is annotated as carboxyl-terminal-processing peptidase 3, chloroplastic. The record is from RefSeq and is a predicted model, not a curated record. NCBI's taxonomy places the organism in Eukaryota, Viridiplantae, Streptophyta, Magnoliopsida, Malpighiales, Euphorbiaceae. Gene Ontology annotation, molecular function: protein binding; serine-type peptidase activity; endopeptidase activity. Gene Ontology annotation, biological process: proteolysis.
AAAAACAAAAACUCUUCAGCUUCAAAAGAAGUAGCUACUAUUUUUCUCUUAACGCCAAAAAUGGAGUCUCUGUGUCCGAGUUUCGAUCUCUCGCCGGUCUCAACAAGACCUUCAAAACCUGCUUUACUUCCUCUAUUCUCUUCGCGGAAUCGAAUUUCGAGCUUAAAUAGACCUAAUAUAGCUAGAAAAUGGAGUGCAUCGUUGCCCUGUGCUUCCUAUAAUCAAACGGUUAAAACGGACUCCAAACCUCAAUCCAGCGCUCCAAAUUUAAUCAGAUCGAUCGGAAAAGGUUUCAUUGGUUUCGCUGCCGCUGCUACAGCUUUAGCUUCUCUUUGUUGCGACUCUCCGGCUUUUGCAGAGUCUCUAACUGUCGCUUUUCCUGUUUCCCGCGCUCGCGAGGUGAAUACAGUUCAAAGAACGCUUGUGGAGGCUUGGGGUUUGAUUAGAGAAACAUUUAUAGACCCAACAUUUAAUCAUCAAGAUUGGGAUUCAAAGUUGCAGCAAACUAUGGUGGAAAUGUUUCCUCUGAAUUCAGCUGAUGCUGCAUAUAACAAAAUCAGUGGAAUGCUUUCUACUCUUGGGGAUCCUUUUACUCGGAUUAUUAGUCCAAAGGAGUACCAAAGUUUUAGAAUUGGAAGUGAUGGAAAUUUACAAGGAGUUGGAAUAUUUAUAAAUAUUGAACCAAAGACCGGCCAUUUGGUUGUUUUGUCCUGUGUGGAGGGUAGCCCAGCUGCCCGUGCUGGCAUACAUGAAGGAGAUGAAUUGGUUGAGAUUAAUGGGGAAAGGCUUGAUGGUGUUGAUAGUGAAGCUGCAGCACGGAAGCUUAGAGGACGUGUUGGAACAUCAGUUACAGUAAAAGUCCACAGUGCAGGGGAUUCAACAGCUAAUUCUAAUAUCAGAGAGGUAAAUCUGCCUCGCGAGUACAUUAAGCUAUCCCCAAUAUCCAGCACCAUCAUCCCGCAUAGAACACCAGAUGGCCGUCAAACAAAGACUGGUUAUGUGAAGCUGUCAACUUUCUCUCAGACUGCUGCUGCUGAUCUGGCAAAUGCCAUAAAUGAAAUGGAAACUCAGGGUGUACGUUCAUAUAUUCUGGAUUUACGGAACAACACAGGUGGUCUGGUAAAAGCAGGACUUGAUGUUGCCCAAAUGUGGCUGGACGGGGAUGAGACUCUUGUCAACACUAUUGAUAGAGAUGGGAAUAUGUUUCCUAUCAGCAUGGUGAAUGGGCAUGCCAUAACACAUGAUCCACUAGUUAUUCUUAUCAACGAGGGAAGUGCUAGUGCAAGUGAGAUUUUAGCUGGAGCCCUGCAUGACAAUGGUCGAGCUAUCCUUGUCGGGCACAAAACCUUUGGCAAAGGAAAAAUUCAGAGUGUAACAGAGUUGCAUGAUGGAUCUGCUCUAUUUGUAACAGUUGCAAAGUAUCUUUCACCUGCGCUUCAUGACAUAGAUCAAGUUGGGAUAAUGCCUGAUGUGCAGUGCACAACAGAUAUGCUUAAUUCAUCUAUGGAAUCAUUAUUGAAGAAUAAGACUUCAGUAUCAUCUCUUGAAGCAGAUUCCUGUAUCAUGGUUGCAGAACAUGAAUUGGACAUUCAAGAACCCAGAGGCACUGCAUCUUAGAAGGUAGGAUUCUUCUACUAUUGUUAAUUUCAUUACCCAAAAAAAAAAAAAAAAAUGGAAUGUAUAUAUAUAUCUAUAUUUAUGAAGAAUGAACAAAAAAAAAUUGUCUUCAGAAAAUUGGAUGUACAGAUGUGAAGAAAUAACAAAAGAAUUGGUCAACUGCAUCUGCAUAAUCUAUGUUAGGUUAGAAAAUUACUAUAAAACCUCUAAUUGGUCUUCAGAAUCAGCAAUUUUAGUCUUUGAAGCUUGUUAAUGACCUAA